AUGGGUAUUCUGUUGGUCAUCAGUUACAAAGAGCUUGGCCGCGACUCGGACCCUAACGAGGAUGGCACGGAGGGUCCUGACAUGAUCCUCCGAAUGUUCAAGGCUAGUUGUGUGUACAUAGCGAGAGAAGUGGCAGCGGGGUUCACCGUGGUCUUGAAUCCAUCCCAUACGCUUAUCCUGGGAUCUGACUCGGCCUUCACUCGCCCAAAGCCGGUGCUGUGGAUCAGCAAGGAGGCUCAACGGACAUCAAAACUGAGUCCAGGCCGUGGUGUGCGGGUUGAUCCUCCUAGAGGGCCUCAUAAGGGUAUCAAUAAGCAUGCUGUUGAUAAGAUUGCUGGCCUUGGGGAUAUAGAACUGGUUGCAAAAUUCAUCACAACAUUUUUCGGCAAGGCCUCGGAAUAUAUAUGCUCAGCAGCUCUCAAGAAACAGUCAGUGGAUAUCGACUUUCAUCCAGUGGGCCGGCUGACCAUAGACUCCACUACGGCUUCCCUCGCUUUUGAGGCUAUUGAACACGACUAUGCCAACGUGGCCCUCCAAGAGACAUCUGAUCCCCUUGUGGAAAAGUAG
Perkinsus marinus ATCC 50983 is the source of this 567-nucleotide messenger RNA. RefSeq lists its product as hypothetical. Bases 1 to 567 code for a protein of 188 amino acids. The transcript is spliced from 4 exons. Lineage: Eukaryota; Perkinsozoa; Perkinsida; Perkinsidae. The record is from RefSeq and is a predicted model, not a curated record.